This is a messenger RNA of Stegostoma tigrinum, 2866 nucleotides long. RefSeq names its product MAGE-like protein 2. The coding region runs from base 232 to 1002 and encodes 256 amino acids. The record is from RefSeq and is a predicted model, not a curated record. The transcript has 4 exons. Lineage: Eukaryota; Metazoa; Chordata; Chondrichthyes; Orectolobiformes; Stegostomatidae.
UUACUAGAUCAUUGGCUAAUGAGCAUUUUAGGAAACUUGCCAUGGGCUAAUCGAUCUCAUUUUAUCUAUUGGUAUUGAUCACAGCUUUCCAUGCGUACCUAUAUGUACGUAUGUGGAGCGAUGCUCUUCUGUAAACGGUUGCAGAGGUGGUGCUAGACUGUAUUUGCAUAAAGAGCGUGUACGUGUUUUCCGUAUUGCUUUUGAUGAAACUCAACUCCUUGAUAAAGCAGCAUGGCGUGGAAAGUCUGUUUCCUUAUCAUUGUUGUAUUAUGUCUCUUCAUAGAUGGCCAUGCUGAGGGAGGCCCAAAAAUACAGACCAAGAACGAGGGACGAGGCAUGGAUGGGGAAAAGAAUGUGACGUCGCCCAAGGGCGAGGGCACGAAGGGCACGGAGCCGCCGCCCGAGGGCACGGGCACGAAGGGCACGGAGCCGCCGCCCGAGGGCACGGGCACGAAGGGCACGGAGCCGCCGCCCGAGGGCACGAAGGGCACGGAGCCGCCGCCCGAGGGCACGGGCACGAAGGGCACGGAGCCGCCGCCCGAGGGCACGGAGCUGCCGCCCGAGGGCACGGGCACGGAGCCGCCGCCCGAGGGCACGGAGCCGCCGCCCGAGGGCACGGGCACGGAGGGCACGGAGCCGCCGCCCGAGGGCACGGGCACGGAGGGCACGGAGCCGCCGCCCGAGGGCACGGGCACGGAGCCAGACAAGGGGGUGCUGCCCAAGGGCCAGGGCCAAGGCACGAAGGAGACUGAGACUGGGAAGGCAAAGGAAAUGCUGCUGGCACCAACUGUGACAAGCAGUCGCUUUGUAAUUUAUCUGCUAAGUGGCUCUUUGUUUGUAGCAGUAAUGUACGUUCUCUACCACAGCAAAAGCAAGAUCAGUGGAUUGUGCCAGAAAAAUGGGCCCAGAAGAACUAAACGUCCAAACGUAUCUGAAUAUCAGCAGCUUGAUCAGAAUUUAAGUGAUAUAAUCACCAGUCUGCAAAAGAAAAACAUUGACUAAAAAAGAAAAUUUGUUAUAAAACCUCAGGUUUACAACAUUGCUUCAAAAUGCUUUGAAGUCCCUGCCUUAAAUCUGAAAUGUGAUGAAUAAAGAAGGCAAAGCAGUUUUUUAAAUGUCUCAUUCCAAAUUUGAGAUUUCAGCUCUCCUUGCUGGAGAAUUAUUAUUUGGGAGAAAUUCACAUUUAAUAGUCCACAGCUAAUAUCAGAAGUGCCUCAUCCUGUGCUUUAAAACUUGAUCUAUUUCAUUUCCGUAUUACUUUGCACAAUUUGUCUCAAAUCUGUUGUGAAACUUUAAAAUGUAAUUUGUUUGCAGAGCUGAUGUGUUUUGUACAUGCAUUUAUAAAACUGAUUCUUCAAGAUGCAGUGCAUUUUUUUUUUAAAUGAUUGAAGUAAACUUGAUGUUUCGAAGUCUUGCACGAGUUUUGUGAUCUAAUCUAAUUGUACACUGGAUCCAAAGCCACAGAAUAAUUUACCACUUACAUCUACAAAUGAAAACUUAAUACUUAUGAUUUUAGCUGCCUAAAUGUUUCAGGAAUCACGUCCAUUAUUUCUACUCAAAUUUUUUACUUUUGAUGGAAUACGGUUUUGAUAAUUUGUCAGUCACUGGCAGUGAAAAUGUGACAAACCUAUUUUUGUGUAUAUUCAAUGAAAUCAUUGUACCGUUUUGAUUUUGCCAUGAUCUGAGCAUAUUUGCCAUGCCUUGUAGCUGUAGCAAAAGGAAUAUGUUGGAAUGAGUGUGAGACUUGGUUAAAUCAGCUGGUUCUAAUCAUUUUCUAAAAAUGUCAGUCAGGGUUAGGCAAUGCCAAAUAGGGCACAGUAACAAUCAAUCAAAGGUCAACAGAAACUUAGCAAAAUGCCAUGACAGAGUGAUGAUGCUGUGAGCUCACCACAAGAUGUAGGUGAAGAAGUAGGCCUUUCAGCCCCUCCAGUCUGCUCAACUGUUCAAUGAGAUCAUUGUUGAUCUGGUGAUCCUCAACUCCAAAUUUUUAUGCCUUUUUUAUUCCCCCUAUAAUGCUAGUUUCCCUGACUAAUUAAAAUCUAUGCAUCUGGCCUUCAGCUAUUGAGGUCUUGAGGCAAAACUUUGCUGUCUCCAAACCUGAUUCUUUUUGACCAGUCCAUUGUUUUCCACCUUCAACGAACUCCAGCCAAUUGAGAGAGCAGCAUGUUCUUUCCUAUCCUGAACAUAAGGCUUCUAUUCUUUCGAUGUACAUCAGUUCUCAGUUUGCACUUAAAUGAUAAAAUGAUCAUUCUUGUAUGAAGUCCUUUACUACCUCACCCUCCCUGAUAACCUUUAAUGGACAGUUUCUUUUGUAUGUGCUCCACCAUUGAUAGCUGGUUCUUCAGUCACCCAGUGCCCAGUGGACUUCUUAAAUUUUGAACCCACCUCCUAAUAUUCCAAUGAAUCAGAGUCAACUUAUGACUAAUUGGAGCAUUUAGAAACUAUAUUGCCUGUUUCUGAAGAAGUCACAUUGGGACUUAAAACCUUAACUCUGUUUCUCUCUCCACAGAUGCCACCAGACCUUCUGAGGUAACAAAGUGUGGAGCUGGAUGAACAUAGCAGGCCUAGCAGCAUCUUAGGAGAACAAAAGCGGGCCUAGGCCUGCAACGUCAGCUUUUGUGCUCCUAAGAUGCUGCUGGGCCUGCUGUGUUCAUCCAGCUCCAGACUUUAUCUCAGAUUCUCCAGCAUCUGCAGUUCCCAUUAUCUGACCAGACCUUCUGAAGUUUAUUUAAUUCACACAUUAUGCACAUGACACCCUCUGUGAUUGCCUGCUGUAAAUAUACUGUUCUCCCCUUUUAUAUGAUGUGAUUAAAGGAGCAGUCCUUUUGAAAGCUUUGUGAUUUCAAAUAAACCUGCUGGACUACAA